Molecule: messenger RNA, 1767 nt
Organism: Pyrus x bretschneideri (Chinese white pear)
Lineage: Eukaryota; Viridiplantae; Streptophyta; Magnoliopsida; Rosales; Rosaceae
Product: LRR receptor-like serine/threonine-protein kinase FEI 1
Exons: 6
Coding region: 70-1308 (412 amino acids)
Biological process (GO): protein phosphorylation
Molecular function (GO): ATP binding; protein kinase activity
Source: RefSeq, a predicted model, not a curated record
AUCUCUAUUGUGCCCCAGUUACUAACUGACCUGUUAUACCCAUAUUAAACUAUGACAAUGUAGUCCCCAAUGAUUUUCAUGCUCUUUAGAGCCAUUGACACAUUUCCGUGCAGCUUUGAUGGAAAUCGUGGUUUGUGUGGGAAACAAAUCAAUCUGGUAUGCAAAGAUGCCCCUGGGGAAUCACCAAAUUCCCAAUCUCCAAGCUCAGAGCAAAAUCAAGGUGGAAAGAAGAAAUACUCUGGUAGGCUACUUAUCAGUGCAUCAGCAACUGUGGGUGCACUUCUUUUGGUGGCUCUCAUGUGUUUCUGGGGUUGCUUUCUUUAUAAAAAGUUCGGUAAACAUGACAGUAAAGGUCUUGCAAUGGAUGUUACUGGAGGUGCAUCAAUUGUAAUGUUUCAUGGAGAUUUGCCAUAUUCUUCUAAAGACAUAAUUAAGAAGUUAGAGACUUUGAAUGAUGAACACAUAAUUGGUGUUGGUGGCUUUGGAACAGUGUACAAGCUUGCAAUGGAUGACGGCAAAGUAUUUGCAUUAAAAAGAAUUGUAAAGAUGAAUGAGGGGUUUGAUCGUUUUUUCGAGAGGGAGCUAGAAAUUCUUGGAAGUAUAAAACACCGGUACCUAGUGAAUUUGAGGGGCUAUUGCAAUUCUCCCACAUCAAAGUUGCUAAUCUAUGAUUUCUUAUCUGGUGGAAGCCUUGAUGAAGCGCUUCACGAAAGAUCUGAGCAGCUUGAUUGGGAUGCACGAUUGAAUAUUAUUUUGGGAGCAGCAAAAGGCCUGGCUUACUUGCAUCAUGAUUGCUCACCUAGGAUCAUACAUCGAGACAUAAAGUCAAGCAACAUUUUACUUGAUGGAAGUCUUGAGGCACGCGUAUCUGACUUUGGACUUGCCAAACUGUUGGAGGACGAAGAAUCGCACAUUACAACAAUUGUUGCGGGAACAUUUGGUUAUCUGGCUCCCGAGUAUAUGCAAAGUGGCAGAGCAACUGAAAAGACUGAUGUUUAUAGUUUUGGGGUCCUUGUGCUUGAAGUAUUAAGUGGAAAACGACCCACAGAUGCAUCAUUUAUCGAGAAGGGCCUCAACAUUGUUGGCUGGUUAAAUUUUCUGGUCACAGAAAAUAGGCAAAGGGAAAUUGUUGAUCCACAGUGUGAAGGGGUGCAAGCUGAAAGCCUCGAUGCCCUGCUUUCUGUCGCCAUUCAAUGUGUUUCUUCAACUUCAGAAGAUCGACCCUCUAUGCACAGGGUGGUCCAGCUGCUUGAAUCUGAGGUCAUGACACCAUGCCCUAGUGACUUCUACGAUUCCAGCUCUGAGUAAAAAGGCUUUGUGCAGAUGGCAAGUCUGAAUUUGCGUUUACAUCGCUGUUGUAUCAGAUAUGUAAUGCAAACAGUGGAAGGGAAUCAGAAUCUGUGAAGGUACAUUAGCCAAUUCAUUCGUUCAUUCUUUCUUCAGAAAGACUACAAUUAGAAGCUGGCAUGCACAUCUGUUGUCCACAUUGCCUUUGUUCAGACAUCGUAUUCAUCAUCAACGAGAUUCUGGAUGCAAUUUGCUCCUCUUGUUCUCCUUUUGUGCGGUUGCGUUCAAACUCUUGUAAUUCCUCUUGCCCGUUCACCAAAAUUAAGUGUAUAUGAUAUUUAUACAAAUAGGUCACUCUGCAAGUGAUUCUUGUUGAUGCCAUUUUUGUAAAAUAUGAUUACGUGACAAUAAACAGUAGGAUGUAGGAGCACCUGCGCCCGCUGUUUUUCUUUCGUUUGUAAUAUUAUGUUCCCCCUUUCA